AUGUCCGAUACCGAGGAUAAUCAGGAUAUGCUACCGAGUUUGGUCGAGCAGAUAGUCCAGCGAAUAACAGCGGGAGAGGUAAGUGAACGUCAGAUAUGAUUUAUGGAAAUGCCAGAUCUGUAGCCUAUUGUAGCCACGCUGCCAUCUUCAGCAUGGUGUCGGCUAGAUCAAGGUGUGUAGUCUAGGUGGAGAGGAAGGAUGCUAAAGGUUUUGCGCCGUCCUUUGGAACGGGUAUCAGGGACAUAAAGAUAACACGUGCAUGAAAUAUGGGCUGCUGUAAAAUUCACAAAUGUGUUUUUUCUCCACGUAAUCUCCAUUUUAGUCCUAUAUUUUAGUUUAUCAUUCUAUAGGCUGCAAACAAAUGCCCUGAUAUCUUAUAUCAAGAUUAUGUAACACCUCAUAAAUCAAGAUAUUGAAUUUAAAUAUACUAAUUAGGCUUUGCAGGAUACCAAGGGGGUUGCAUAAAGAAUAGAAUGCCAAAAGCAUGCUAAAUUGCAGUCGUAAGAAAUAUUGUAGGCUUUUGAACAAGAUAAGUAGGGGAAUAGACUAGACCUAUGAACAUCCAUUAUUAAUGACCAUAAUUUGUGUAAACAGCCUACUCCUACCAAUGUAAUAUUUGCAUUUGGGGCUAACUUUAUUUGGACAAUGCACCAUCCAUGUGCAAACAUGUUUCACUGCUAAACGGGUAGGGUAAGCUUUAGGCUAUUUACACAAAUUAACCUAGGCCUACUGUUCAAGCCACUCAUAAUUAAUAUGGCACUUCAUGGACUAUCUAAGAAUAAUAGUGCUAUGACUGAGUGCACGAUCUACACAGAUGUCUCAAGUUUUGAGUGUGCAAUUGGCAUGCUGACUCCAGGAAUGUCCACCAGAGCUGUUGCCAGAGAAAUUGAAUGUUUAUUUCUCUACCAUAAGCCGCCUCCAACGUCAUUUUAGAGAAUUUGGCAGUACUUCCAACCGGCCUCACAACCGCAGACCACGUGUUUGGCAUCGUGUGGACAAGCAGUUUGCUGUUUUGAACAGAGUGCCCCAUGGUGGCGGUGGGAUUAUGGUAUGGACAGGCGUAAACUACGGACAACGAACACAAUUGCGUUUGAUCAAUGUUAAAUUUGAAUGCACAGCGAUACCGUAAUGAGAUCCUGAGGCCCAUUGUCGUACCAUUCAUCCGCCGCCAUCACCUCAUGUUUCAGCAUGAUCAUGCACGGCCCCAUGUCGCAAGGAUCUCUACACAGUUCCUGGAAACUGAAAAUGUCCCUAAAUACUCACCAGACAUGUCACCCAUUGAGCAUGUUUGGAAUGCUCUGGAUCGACGUACGACAGCGUGUUCCAGUUCCCGCCAAUAUCCAGCAACUUUGCAUAGUCAUUGAAGAGGAGUGGGACAACAUCCCACAGGCCACAACCAACAGCCUGAUCAACUCUAUGUGAAGUUGGCAAAUAGUGGUCACACCAGAUACUGACUGGUUUUCUGAUCCACGCCCUACCUUUUUUUAAGGUAUCUGUGACCAACAGAUACAUAUCUGUAUUCCCAGUCGUGAAAUCCAUAGAUUAGGGCCGAUUUUACAAUUAUUUAAAUUGACUGAAUUCCUUAUAUGAACUGUAACACAGUAAAAUCUUUUUAACUGUUGCGUUUAUAUUAACAGUUACAAUUUUGGUAGUGCAACAAUAUAGCAUCUCUCACGUGCGAUUUUGAAACGUUGCAAACCUCAACUUUUGGUCUAGUGAAAUCUGAUCCUAUUGCCCUCCCUGUCUUUUGAAUACUCCGGGUUGCCGCAUUGUUACUAUGGUGAUUUCAGUGUCUCCACCCCGCCCCACACAGCUUGGCUGUCCCUCAUUGCUUGAAAUGCAGCAGCCUUUCGACUGUUGCUGAUUCACGACGCGCAGUCCCAUCCGUAGCGUCUAGUCACGGUAUUUAAUUCACAAUCGACUCGACAGCGCUCGUGAUUGCACUAGUCGGCAUCUUCAACAUACGUUGGAUACGUUUUAACAAGCCAAACAACCCUAUAAAUAUAUUAAUUCAUCAUGUCUGCAGUCUCGCGACGUAACUCAAUUUUGCCGGUAAGUGACUAGCAUAUGUACUAGUUUUAAUAUUACAAAAUGAUAUGAAACAUCCUCGUGGAACGUUACUGAUUCAUCAUUGCCUUUUACAUUUCAAAUGGCGGGGUCGAAAUUAUAUAGGCUAGUUUUUACAGCAAUAAUUCACUGUAAAAUAAGGCAAUGGAAGUUUCUGAGCUACCUAUUUUUGAGGAGGGAGAGGCUAUACGGACACGCCGGUGCACACAUUGAUGAAGUAUGUCGCGCAGCUCAGAGUUGAGUGGAGACGAAUGGAUUUUGCCGUGGGGCAGAGGAAAAUGUGCAGUUUUAUAGCUAGUAUCAUGCUAUUCUACAUUUUGCCAUGAGGCUAAGAAUGUUGCUUUUUUAAACCUAAAAUAUAGGUGUUGACUGUGAUAAAGGCACUGGAUUAUGAGCUUUCUUGUUUGUUAAAUGAACAAAUGAAGUAGGCAGUGCCAUGGCGCAUAUUCGGAAAGUAUUCAGACCCCUUCCCUUUAUCCACAUUUUGUUACUUUACAGUCUUAUUCUAAAAUUGAUUAAAUAUUUUUUUCUUGUAAUCAAUCUACACACAAUACCCCAUAAUGACAAAGCGAAAACAGGUUUUUAGAUUUUUUUGCAAAAAAAGUAUAAAAUAAAAACAAAAAUACCUUAUUUACAUAAGUAUUCAGACCCUUUGCUAUGAGACUCGAAAUUGAGCUCAGGUGCAUCCUGUUUCCAUUGAUCAUCCUUGAGAUGUUUCUACAACUUGAUUGGAGUCCACCUGUGGUAAAUUCAAUUGAUUGGACAUGAUUUGGGAAGGCACACACCUGUCUAUAUAAGGUCCCACAGUUGACAAUGCAUUUCAGAGCAAAAACCAAGCCAUGAGGGGGUGUGGCUUUCAGGUAGUUAUUUUUGGCCACCUAUCCCGUGAGAGUUAGUGUCAUUCCACUUAAUCUGAAUGUCAUUCCAGUGCACUGCUAGCUAUCAAUUGUAUAUGAUAGUGUUUGCAUGUGUAGGAAAACAAAUACCAUUAUUAGGUCAAUAAUGUCCCGUUUUGAGAGCAUUACAAAAUAUAUAUAUUAAAAUGUUUUGCUCAUCCCACUUGAUUUUUAUUUAGACUAGGAUAACAGCCUACACAAGAAAUCACAUUUAAUAUUGGUAUUUGGUACUAGUAACUAUCUGGAUGUCACCGUGAUACAGUCUACUGCUCAAUGGGGGAGAGUUUGCGCUGCAAGCCAGUAAUACAACGACACGGGGCACAGUGUCCUUCGUUCCCGCUUGCCGCAGUAAAGAGAUGGAAGUAGCUAGAUAGUGUAGCCAAUAUCAGGCCAGGGUGACAGCUAAAGCACAUUUAUUAUAGGGAUUUUAACAGAAAAUAUACAACUACGGCAUUAACGUCUACAUUUUUGUAAAAACAGAAUGAUUCUGAACACGCUCCGAAGUCCCAACUUCGGCAGACAAGUUCCUAAUUUUCGCAGAAGUUUCUAGCCGCAUCUAUAAAUUAGAUAGCUGGGAAGGGCUCAUCAGGACGACUGACUGAACCGAAUCCGUUCGUCUCCACUCAACUCUCGCUGCGCAACAUACGUCAUCAAUUCGGGCACCAGGUGUGUCCGUAUAGCUUUUCCCCUUUGAGGAAUUGCUUGCUGUAACCAUUUUUGCCUCAGCUAACCAACAAGCUGAUGCAUGAACUAACGUAACUAUGUGCAUGGCCUAGCAGUGUAGAGCUUACAUGUAAAAAUUGUGUUUGUAUACGAAAAAUCUAAUGGUUGUUUACUUCUAGGCCUUUAGGGGGAAAUUGACCUGUCUCAGGCACAAUACAAUGAAGAAUGUGUCCAUUAUGUAACCGUAUGCCUAGUCUAUCAGUAACAAAACUGGCCUCUUUCAAAUGAAAUGUUUAAAAAGCGUUUACAUAAGUCUAUGUAUGUUACUGUUGGCCAGCGUUUCCCAAAUUCGGCUUGGUGGACGAGACUAGCAACCGCAGCGUUUCCCAAACUCGGUCCUGGGGACACCAAGGGCUGCCCAUUUUGGAUUUUGCCCUAGCAAUACACAGCUGGCCCCAAGGGGUGCACAGUUUGGUUUGAUGAUGAGUUGCUGUUGCUAGUCUCGUCCACCAGCCGGAUCCGUCUCUGUUGAACCGGUAUGCAAUUAGCCUGGGGAUAAGUUUACUGUAGACCUAAUAGUACUGUCCGUGUCCACACCAGGUCCCUAUCAAGAGUAUUGAGCGGGAGCUCAUUUGUCCGAUCUGCAAGGAGCUGUUUACGCACCCCCUCAUCUUGCCCUGUCAGCACAGCGUUUGUCACAAGUGUGUCCGAGAGCUGCUGCUAUUGAACCAUGAGGAUUCUUUCGAUGCAGGCUCCGAGUGUUCCCUCCCUGGGAGCCCAGGGCCUCGAUCCAGAGUGCCCUCGCCAAGCAUGGAGAGGCUGGAUAGGCUUGCAAGAUCAGGUAAGUUUGGGUUUGGCCAUUCAUCACCAAGCCUAUGUUGUGACGAGGGAUGUCAAUCUGGCAACAUCACAUGCAAUUUGCAGUAAAGUUCUACGGACAUGUCAUACCCAGUUUCAUCUUUCACGUGUAUUUUCCUAGUUAUUCUCUGGGUUGUAGAAUGAAAGACACCACCACUGAUCCCACCCUGUUUAAAAUCAUAAUGUUGGAUGUUCAUACAAUUCCUUUAAUCUCAUUACGUUUUGAGAUGUCUUAUUCAAACUCGACAAGUUUAUUCAAGUCAUCACUUUUGUUCUGUCUAAUUCCAUGCCCUUAAAGCAUGCACUUGCAAAAAAACUUUAAAUUAUAGGUGUAUUGUGGAUAUUUUGAUUUAGUAAUGCCAAGCAAUUUCUUAACACAGAAUGCCUAUCAUUUACACCACCUUGAUAGGAUGACAGGCUUGAGUUAUGUACACAUGUCAGAACAAAGCACGACUAUUAUCCCACUAAAGCAUUUAAAACGCUUAUGAAAUAACGUUUUGGUGGGAGGGGGAGGUUGUUACAAUAUUCAUUUAUUUUGGUUCACCCCCAAAAAAUAUGCUAAGGGAGACAGAGAAUUCAAUGUCUAAAUCCAAGGUGUAAACAGCAUGGCGUGAGACAAGGCAGUCUUUCACUUAAUCAUAAACUAGUCACUGACCACUCCAAAAACACAGCUGUGGAACCCACAGCCCAACCAAUUCACAUUUGCCCGAACCUGAAUGUGCCCAUUCUUCAUGUCCAGGUCCACAUCUAUUAACACAGUGGAAACAUUCAAUGCUGUUUAGAAAAAGAGCUAUAGUUAUAGAGCUGGUAAUAAAAUAAUACAUCCUUAGUCAUCUUAAGAAUCAUGCACUUCAUUUCAAUCCCCUUGGCGUUAGUAACCAUGGUACUUUUACAGCGGAUUUAGUAAACAAAUUUCUUAUAAGUACAUUGAAGAAAUCUUAAAGGACAUUAUAAACAUACCUUUAAGUAAAAGUCUUAAAUCUCUGACAGCAUUUAACUAAAGGUUUCACCUCUGCUGAUUGGAUGUCAGACCAGUGGUGGUCAUGGUGACAAAACCUGCCUGCAUGGAAUGAAUGAGGGAUUAAAUGAACUGAGCCCAGGGCUAUAUUUAUCAGUCAAGUGCUAUAAAAGCUAACAAAGGUUUUGUUACUGGAAACUCAUCAAUGUUUUCUUCACCUUGUUUUAUUAGGAUUUGGACCAGACACUUUUGUUGUUUUUAGAAUGUUAAACUCAAUGUACAUAUAGAUGUUUUGAAAUCUGUGAAUUCACAUAUUGUUUGACCAAAAACUUUAAGAAAGCCAUUUCUUUUAAGCACCAUGUUAUUGUGUGUUAGCACUUGUCCACUGUCAUUGGAUGUGCAUCAGGUUUGACUCCACUUCUGUUCACAUACUGUAUAUGUUAAUUGUUGGUCUCACUUCACUUCUUUGUCCAUUGCUUGCAGCCACACUGCAGAGAAGGUCGUUUGGGAGGAGAGGUAGACGCGGGUUCCAUUUUUUGAAUAGCUGUAGUAGUGAGUACAGUGUUACAAGAUCCCCCGUGAACCCCAAUUUAACUGUUACUCUACUGUACGUAACCACACAACUGACAAUAGGCCCCCUGUUGCUGUUAUAUAGCUGAUUUGGUAGACGUGGCAUUCUAGCUUUUAAAAAAGUCUACUGAGCAAAGGCGCAAAUGUAUAGUAUGUCCCACCAAUUUAUGUCUGCAUUUGGAGAUUUGUUUCUAGCCUGGUGCUUUCAGGCUUUAGUGCUCUGCUUUCAACACGUGGAUGUCUUACAAAGUAGGUUGGAGAAUGAGAGGGAGAGCUACAGCUCUGGACGGGAUGUGAGUCAGAGAGUGGAGAGCAGAGGGAAGCGAAAUGGCUCAGAAGUUACCUAGGAGUUGGGUUUAAAGUGGAAUUUCUUAAUGCCUGGGCAAAUGAAGAGGGGUCACCCCUCCCUGUAGCCUCUGAAGUACCCAGUACCUUGUGGAGGCGAGUAGAUAUACUUUUAGAAGAGGCAGGGGACCUAUUUCUAUGUUACAAAACACAAGAUGAUAUUUUGUUUAGACAUACCAAGAUUCUCUAGACUAUGCUGCCUCAACCUUCAAUUUCACUCCUACUGACAGGCUUGCCCCAGUGAAACUUUUAUUGCACCACGGUUCAGUUAUAGAAAAUGAUGUUUUAGACACUCAUGUUUGUAGAGAUUGCUCAUGGCGCACAAGCCAAUGUUCUCAUCAACUUGUGCUAGUUGAUGGGAGAAGACCCUAUAGCACAAUGCCAAAUAAAACAGUGGUCUUAAUGAUGCUUUAGCAGACAUUUGUCUUUCUUUUUUUAUUUUUUAUGUUGAAGUGCUCGGUAGAUGUUUUAAAAACGGUAUGCCAUGAUAAUUAUCCUCCUGACGCUAGUGAAAGAUUCCCCUCCAUUAUAAACACUGCUUCACGAAACACCUCUCCUAACAAGUGCAGUUGUGUCCCUUUCAUAGAGGUCAAGUCUUAAAAGAACCCUACAGAUUUCAGUCUAAAAGCCAUUCAUCUUGACAGUAUAUUCUUCCAAGUAAAAAGGUAAAGAAGUUAAAAACGUGUAGGGAAGAUUAACUCCACUCUAUAAAUGUAUGUUCCUACCUUGUACAGUAUUUGGUUUAUUCACAUACUCCUGGCAAGAUUGCUUGCAUCCCUUUUGUAAUGCAGUCCUGGUUAUGGCGAUGGGGCUGUGUCGCAUUGUGAUGACUCAAACCUUGUUGUUAAUGAUGUGGUUCUGUAGGAAACGUACCCCUUUGCCCUGCCAGAAUGGCCUUGCGAUGACUUGUCAGUUUCUGCCCUGAGCUCUUUCCACUGCAGCAGCAGGGCAACGUGCCUCAGCCUGCUACCGUACACCUUGCUGCAGACACGCUGCUGCAGCCCCCUCCCUCCCUGACCAGCACACCCACCUAGCCUAAGUACACUGUCCUUUUAAUCCCUGACCUCCCCCAUCCACUUCAGUCCAGGACACUUGGCCCCCACCUCAUCAAUUUCCAUCCCAAGACCCUCCAAAACACCAAGCCUGCUCACUCACUACUCCAUCAGCAUCCUCAGUCUCCCAUCGCUGCAUGCCAUCACACACAUCGGCAGACAUGUUUGUCACGCAUGCUUGCUUUGUACCCACUGCAUGUCUGUGUGUUGCAACUUUUUUUUGCUUGCCAUUUUCCUUUGUACAUUUCAUGCACAAGGUUCUGCUGCUUGCAUUCGUCAUGUGUGUCAUGAAUGCCUUUCUCCUCUUAUUUUUUAUAUAUUUUUUUAUAUGCAAAGGGUUUGUUGUCUUUCUGGAUAAUAAUGCUUUACAAGGCAUUUAUGGUUGUGAGCGAGUGUUCAGAUAUGUUGAACUGGACAAAUCAUUUAAAAAACAAAUUUCCUCUGCAGGAUGCCAUUUUGCUGGAAAUCGAUAUUACUCUCUCUUACCCUUUGGUUGAUUGAGUCUAAAUUUCGGUUCUGUUAGUGGGUUUCCCACCUUUUUACUUUGCACCUGAUUUGUAAUGGAUUUUACGUGAAUCUGUUUGUGUCCAGGUCACUGUAAACACAUGCUCUUCCUAUCUCUUGUGUUAUCCAUCCAUGUUGUGUGAGAGACUAUGUAGUAUGAGCUGCCCGAGAAGGACCCGUGUUUGUUUCUGUAGGACACUGACCGUGUGUGUCUGCUUGUCUGUGCAGUCCCACCCUUAGUUUUUCUGUGAUUGGCCCUCUGAUGGCUGUUCUGUCUGUCGUAUCAGGCUCUAUCUCCUCACCGGGAUGGAGGCGUGGCUCUGUGACCCCCCGCAUCACCACCUUCCCGUGCCCGGGUUGCCAACACGACGUGGACCUGGGCGAGCGGGGCAUGAGCAUGCUCUUCCGGAACUUUACCCUGGAGAGCAUCGUGGAGCGCUACCGGCAGGCGGCCCGCGCUGCCGUGGCGGUCAUGUGCAACAUGUGCAAGCCGCCCCAGCAGGAGGCUACCAAGAGCUGCAUGGACUGCAAGGCCAGCUACUGCAACGAGUGCUUCAAGUUCCACCACCCCUGGGGCACCCCCAAAGCCCAGCACGAGUACGUGGGGCCCACCAUGAACUUUAGGCCCAAGGUAGAUACCAUUUACCACGUGGGGGGGGGGGGGGGGGGUUGUUUAUCUCGACCAUGUUGCUCUGCUGUUGAUUUUAGAUUGCAGGGAUCAGCUCAUGUUAUUGAUGGUGGACGAUCAUUGACGAGUUGAUUGCGGUAAUAAUGCUGCGUUCAGAGAUGUUGACUGGACUGGUCCUUACCGGCUCGCUGUUGUUGGUUUAAUUUCGACUGACAAUAAAUCUUAUCUCUGCUAAUAAAUAGAGAGAUGAUUGAAAGGAGAGAGAAUGUAAUCCAGUAUUGACUCACUUAUGUUUUGGUGUGACGAGUUUGCGAUUUGAAAAUGGCCACUAAUCCAGUGUGUGCUCAUGGCCAUCCAGGUGCUGAUGUGUCCAGAGCACGAGAUGGAGAAGGUGAACAUGUACUGCGAGGUGUGCCGGCGUCCGGUCUGUCACCUGUGCAAGCUGGGAGGCUCCCACGCCAACCACAAAGUCACAACCAUGAGCAGCGCCUACAAGAUCCUCAAGGUACUGUAUGACGAUAACGAUGUCUCCAACCAUUCACUUGACCUGACUAAAACCUAACCGGGUUUAUUUACUAGGAAGCAAAUGGGGAGUGAACUACCUGAAUUUGUUAAAAAAUAAACACGUUUUCAUUGCAAAACGUUUUCGGUUGCAAAAUGUUUUGCUACAGUGUGUACUAAUGAAUACACCCCAGGAAGAAAGUGUGUUAGAGUUUGGAAGUUGAUGUUUACCCAACUGGCCAGUGACUCCGUUGUUUCUCAGCGCCCUAAUGAAAUAUUGAUCUGUGACCUGUAGCUGUACUGAGUGGCACGCGUCCACAUGAUCAGUUUUCCUUUGCGAGCAGUGGAAUCCACGUGUGUGUUGUCAUCAACAUCAAGCGAACCUCGUCUCCCCUGACCUAGACUAGACGGAGGUCAAUCAGCCACUGAAAACAGAGGGACUCUGUGUCCUCUGGCUGUAAUCUAAAAGGCCUGUGGACACGGGCACCGGGCCGGUCUCAUCCAUAUUUAAUGCAAUCAUUUGUAACUUAUAAUGUUCUAACUAUUGAGCAUUUCUGCUAAUGUUCUUUGUUGUUAUUACACCAACAGGAGAAGCUAUCAAAGGCUAUCCAUUACUUAAUCAGCAAAGAGGACCAAGUGAAGACUCAAAUUUCCCACCUGGAGGUGUUGAUCAAUGAAACCGAGGCAAGUAGCUGUGUUGACAGAGUUAAACUAGUCCUGUGUUGUCUGUGAUGGUCUGUUUACAUGUCUGUUAUGUCCAAUAACAAAGGGACAUUCUGUCUGCACCGAGAAGGAAGGUCACUUAUGCCUUUAUAUGUAUUUGAAUAAACAAAGGAACGUAUACUAAUUCACAUGAAUUCCACUGCAGAAGCAUUUGCUCUCGUCUGUACUGUAUUAUAAUGGCUUUUGUCACUGUCUUGUUUUCAUUUGUUGUAAUAGUAUGUCUAUGCUACCCUUGUCCCAGAUCUGUUUGUGCCAUCAUUCCACCUCCUUGUCAUGUCAAACUCUUUGGCAUGACAUAGGAGGCAUGAUGUGACAUGAUUGCACAAACGCUGGUCCCUACGCUACUUCAAUGCAGUUGUAGGUUUCAAUGAAUUGUUGCGCAACAUAUCUCUUACUUCUACAGGAGAACGGCCAGUUGGCGGAGCGUCGGACCAACGAGCACUUUGAGCGACUGUUCGAGACCCUCCAGGAGAGGAAGUCUGAGAUGCUGCGCUCCAUCGAGCAGUCGAGGACACGGCGUCUGGACCAGCUCCGGGGCCAGGUGGACGAGUACCAGGGCAUGCUGGAGAACAGCGGCCUGGUGGGUUACGCCCAGGAGGUCCUCAAGGAGACGGACCAGUCCUGCUUUGUUCAGACUGCCAAGCAGCUGCACACCAGGUCAGCCUCCCUCCAGCCCUGACUGCCACUCCCAGUUCCAGCACAUUGUCCUCUGUUAUGGAUAGUAUACAAUGGCAGAGUAGUGACUGCCUCACAAAGGUUACCGUCAUCAGUUGUGGUAAAGGCUAUUGUCUAAUGGUGAUAUAAUAUUACCAUUGUUUAUAAAAGGGCAGUAAUUCCAAAGGCCUCCAUUCUUUAAAAAAACAAAGGGCCCAUUUUCAACCUCUUUAUUACAGGCCUUAACGGCUAUUUGAUCAUGGUGACUAUUGCCAUGGUCAUUUCCCUGUGGCAACUCUGGACCUCUAAGUUUUUAAUGGGGAUUUGGGCCCUGUUAUUUUAGUGCUGGAGAAUUCAAUCAGCUUAUGUGGGUGUGGUGAGUGUGCCAGAUAUCCGGUCAGCCCAUUUGUGUGGCUGGCCAGGUACAUUUUCCAAGUGAGAGAUUGGAACGACGAGGUCUUGUUUACAUUCCCCAUUUCCCGCUCUAGCUCUAAUCCUGCUUAUUGAUCUCCAUUAGUCAAAAAGCAGCUUUAGGACUUUAUUCCCGCUUUUACUUUUAGGAAGGCUGUGACAUUAAUACACACACACACACACACACACACAGAAGUCUCCCACGCUCGUUUAUCUUGCCCAGGAGAUGAUUUCCACUCCGCUCUGAUGGAAUGGCCUCUUGGUAGCGUGUAGUGUUCACUACAAAGGGAAUAACUCUGCCAUUUUGUGCCCUUUCACUCCAGGAUCGCGAAAUCCACCGAGACUCUGAGGACAUUCCACCCUGUGGCCGACCCCGCCUUUGACGAGUUUGUGCUGGACACUUCCAGAGAGGAGACCCUGCUGAAGGAACUUUGUUUUGGUGGAGGUAAGUAACAAUGUAUACAUACAUCGUAAUGGAAGCCUAAAACUAAAUUUGUUGACACAAUCCUCAUCUGUCCCACACUAAGUCACCUCAACCUGUCGGUCACUUUCACCUCCUCCUGAGCUCUGCUCUCUUUUUAGAUGCCAGCCACCAGAAGCCCUUUAAUUGAAUAAGCCGGUUACACUCCUGAUAUACACUCAGGGAUUUUGCCACUGAGAGCAUUUCAGGGCUUUUUCUGGUCCACUGCUUUGCAUAGACUCUCACGUCCCUUUGCCACGAUUAAAGAAAAGGACACUGUGAGGCGGGCUGGAUAUAAUUGUCUGCCCAUGAAAAGGAACUGAUUUGAUAUGUGCAUAUUAAGUAGGGGGAGCGUAACCCAGAAAGUAAGCAGAAGGGGAUUCAUAGACUGUUAUCUACCUGUGGCUGUGUUCUUAGAAUGAGCUCCAGCCGUGCUCCCUCCUGCUAGAAGUAUUACUGACCAUAAAGGGCUCUGCUCUGUCACGCCAUAGUGAGACUGAAAGGGUCAUAUGAAACGACUGUAUGUUGCUUACAUAUUACAAAUAUAUCCAAGUAAUCCAUUUUCCCUCUUUUGUGGGGAAAGCUGCUUGAAAGCCCUUGAAAGGAAGGCCAUUGAUUGAUAUGGUUAAUCGAAAUGGCAGGAGGGUAAUGAUGCACUCUGUCUGAGAGGAGGAAGCUCUCAGAAUUGAUGCCCAGCUGUAAUUGAAUUGAUGGUAGACAUGAAAAGAGCAGAGGAUGCAAAACUGUCUCCUCUUUAACAAAUGCCUUGUCAGUCUUCAUCACCAAAGUUCACAGUUCCACAAAUAUCCCCUCAAGAGUCGACGUAAGUUCAACCCUGCUCAUCAAGAUGAUGUCAUUAUAAUGCCAUUCUGGAGUCUUCCAAAUUCACACUGGCUCCAUAUUUGAAUGUGUCCCACUAGUUGAACCAUAAAGGCAUCGUGUUGUGUGUUUUCUCCCUUCCUAAUCCAGCCCAGUAUAGUCUGAACUCACGGCCAGUAAGUAGGAAGGAGACGUCUCUGUUUAGUGUAAUGUUUCUCCCUCCCGUCCCGGCUGUAGCCUGAUAAAUAGGCUGUUUCUCUGAGAAGAGCGGCUCUCUCGGGCCGGGUGCCGGCUGGGUAUGCAGGCUGCCCAGUCCUCUCUGCGGCACCCUCCUCAGCCCUGAUCCGAUUCUAUGGGACCCUAGCUGGAUCCGGCUGAUGCUGUUUGUGACGGGAAGCUCUGUCUAACAGUGAGAGAGGGGGAGAGCGCGAGAGAGGGUUUUGCAAAGUGCUUUUCCUGGCAAUGUCUGUGUGCGUAAAUGAAACCUUUUUAAGAGCUUCUCUCACUCUUCCUGUCUAUUGUCUGUCUACUUUGAGUUCAGUCUCAUCUCUUGUCGACUCCAUGCCUUUACAGAAACUUAUGCGCUUUCAUAAACCAAUGUGUUGAACAUUGAUCACUUUGUGGCUAAAUCAAGUUUAGUGUUUAUUUUUCUAUAUUUCCAGAUAGCCUGAAUAACCAAUACCAUUAAAAAUAAUUUCUAGCAUUAGUUUGUAUGGGACGUUCUUGCUCUGACUAGGCUUACUUGUCUAAGGCUUGCUUACUUACUCCUGUUAGUUUGUCGAUUAGAGAAAAACAUAUGAAUUGGCUGCAGACGAAUUACACUUUAAACUGACCCCUCCCUCUGCCAUUUACCUUUUCUCCUCCCCUCCCUCUCCAGUCCCUGACCCUCCCAUCAUCGAUCUGUCCCGCAGUCGUGUCUACAACGAAGGCCUGGUGUGCUGGCAGUUGGCUGAGGACACCCUGGCCACAGACCACCAGGUGCUGGAGUACAGGAGGCUGGGUGUCGAGCAGGACGAGGAGGAGGGCGGCUGGCGCCCCACAGUCCCGGUGUACGGCCCCAGCACAGUGGUGUGCGACCUGGAGGCCGACAGCCUCUACUCGUUCAGAGUCCGCAGCUGUCGCAACUCCAUCUACAGCCCCUACAGCCCAGAGGUCACCUUCCACACACCACCUGCCCCUGGUAGGCACCAGGCACUGAUGAUGUCAUACACACACACUGAUUAUGAUGAUGUAAUAUUCAUGUGGACGGUAGGCACUGAUGAAGAGAGAGGUGGCCCUGGGCCCUUUACCAAAACAGUGACCGACUAAUAAUUUCAAGCUCUACUGGAAUAGCAACUCAAAACAAAUAAAUACUCCGCAAUCAUUUAACAAUGAUUCAAUGCCAUUUUUCAAAUGUAGGAACUGGGAAAAGCUAGUAUACUGUACUGGGCUCUAUAGCAAUCAUCUCUAAUAGGCUGUGAAAGCAGCCCUGAAAGUUGGAUGCUAAUUAUCCUAAUUACCAAGAAAUACGUCUUAUUAUUUUCUGUCUUACGCUGGCAUCCCGCCUGUGUUGGGCUUCAGGGCUGAAGUUAAGCUUAUUAUUUUAUUUAUCUUCCCGAGUCUGUCGGUAUUUAGCAGUCGGAUCCACGGAAGAUUACAAAUUGACAGAUGCUCGACUGCUCGAGUGAACUGUGUGGAUAAAAUACAGUUGAUUGUUAGGAAGCCGCGGUGGGUCGGUCAUUCAUUUAUCAUUUCUGCGACCCGUCUCCUUUGUUGAAUCGCAGGAACACUCGCCUUUUGAAUUCUUUGUUUGUUUCAGACUGACUGGGCAGAGUUGCGAUGCAGCCGAGGCCCGGAGUUACAGUACAUCUGCUUACAAUUUUCAAAGUUUCUUCCUCCGAUGGUUCUAGGCACUUUGAAUAGCAAUGCCAUGCCAUCUGUAGAGCACUCUAGGGGUUGAUAUCACUUUAAUUCCUCAACAGUCUACUGAAUUGGACAGAGUCCCCCAUCCACCCGUCCAUCCUAGCCUCCAUACAUAUGGACAAUGGCUGAUCCAUUAGGAUUUCAUUGAGUGUUUAUUCUCCCCUGGCUCAUUAGUUUGCUGUAAACUGAGGCUGGAAGCUGGGUCCACUAUAGAUGGAAGCCCAGUGAUGGGACUGGGAGCCCACAUUCCUUUGCUCGGACUGUGGGGACGUUUAGCAGUGGGAUGCAGAGUGCGUUAGUAAUGAGGUGGAAUUCUGGGUCAACGCUGGCCUCAGACAGACAUUACAGUAGCUUCAACACGCCUCCUAUCAAAACAACAGUCAGUGUAGGCAUAGACUUGAAUCAUUACUGUACGACCAUACAUUUGUCCAUUUCUUAUCCUUUUUAAUGAAGGUUAUCUUUAGGAUGACUCAAUUCAAUUAAGUUUGUUCACACAACAAAGGCUAGUAUUUUUGCCCUCGUUUUUACGGGAUCGUCAUGAAUAAAUACGAAUGAAUCAUCUCAUCAUACCAUGGAGACAAAAUGCAAUGGUUCAAUUCACAGGCAUAAUUAUAUUACUUAAGUGUAUAGUAAUUAUUGCCUUUGGCGUUGUAACUAUUUUUAGCAUAUUUUUAUGUUCAGCAGCAGAUGUGACCUAGAAAAUAAUUUAUAAUGACCUUAUUUGAGAAUUAAGAAACCAUGCAUUGUUUUGUAUAUCUUUCUUCACAUCUGAAAAUGUAGCGUUUUGGAAAUUUGGUAAAUUCCUUAACUUUGUUUCAUUACUUGAAGAUCUUUAUAAUGGCGCCCUCAUGUGACACUUUAUGAAAGUCCACCUUUUCCUGGCAUCCAGAGAUGAGAAGAAAUGUGAAAUUCUAUAUGCGGCUGACUGUUCUUUUUUUUAUCGUUUCUCUCUCUCUCUCUCUCUCUCUCUCUCUCUCUCUCUCUCUCUCUCUCUCUCUCUCUCGCGCUCGCGCUCUCUCUCUUUCCUGUAGUGUUUGGCUUCCUGUUCAACGACAAGUGCGGCUUCAGCUCGGAGCGGCUGACGUUGAGUAAGCGGCGUGACUCGGUGGAGAGUGCGGCCGGCAUGGCCUUCCUGCUGGCUGCUGAGCGUGUGCAAACGGGCAGCUACAUGGGCCUGGAUUACAUCAUCGGUGACACGGGCAUCUCUCAGGGCAGACACUACUGGGCCUUCCGCGUGGAGCCCCACUCCUACCUGGUCAAGGUGGGCGUGGCCUCUGAUUCCAAGCUGCUGGAGUGGAUGCACAACCCCCGGGACACUAGUAGCCCCAGGUAAACCCCACUUCCUCAGUCUUUCUCUAUUACACACUCACUAAGGAUCAGGCCUGAGUCACAAAGAAGCCUGUGACAUAAGAAGCAUUAACCUGUGAAGGGCUAAUUCACGGACCAUGCCUUAGUUUCUCAACAAUUCAUUAAAAUAUUUAUGUUAUUACCUACUUUGUGGGUUUACUGUUAUGUAUAUUUUAACAGGCUUCCAGAUAAUGACGAGAAACACUCAGUGUGUCAGAGUAGUGGGUAAGAGCGUUGUGCCAGUAACCGAAAGGUCGCUGGUUCUAAUCCCUGAGCCGACUAGGUGAAAAAUCUGUCGAUGUGCCCUUAAGCAAGGCACUUAACCCUAAUUGCUCUGGAUAAGAGCGUCUGCUAAAUGACUAAAAUGUAAAAUGUAUAAUUGAAUGUGUUGUAAUUGUAGGCUGAUUCCGUUAUCUCUCCCAACUCCAGGUACGACCACGACAGUGGGCACGACAGUGGCAGCGAGGACACGUGCUACGAUCUGUCCCAGCCCUUCACCCUGCUCACCGUGGGCAUGGGCAAAGUGUUCAUCCCCAAAGCGUCUCUCCCCUCCGCUGCCGCCGGCAACGACCACGGCAACCGGGUGCUGCCCAUGCCCCAGCGCAUUGGUGUGUGCCUGGACUACGAGGCGGGCCGUGUCUACUUCUACGAUGCAGACACCAUGAGAAGCCUUUACGAGCGGCAAGUGGACUGCUCCGGUACCAUGUACCCCGCCUUUGGCCUCAUGGGUAGUGGCAAGGUCCAUCUAGAGGAGUUCAUCACGGCAAAGCGACUGUCGUAUAUGUGA
Molecule: messenger RNA, 16145 nt
Organism: Coregonus sp. 'balchen'
Lineage: Eukaryota; Metazoa; Chordata; Actinopteri; Salmoniformes; Salmonidae
Source: the annotation of a GenBank genome assembly